AUGGCUGCAAGACAAUUCAUCAUUAGAUCAUUUUUCUCCAAACUUAUAAACAGAACUUGUUCAAGAAAACCAACCGGAGUACAAACAGAUUUUUUCAAAAAUAAUCUGCCAUUGUCUGUAAUGUGUUUAUGUGGAGGAUCAGCCACAAUUAUAGCAGUUUGUAAGUUAAGAUCUAUUCAAAAUGUUUAUGCUGCACAACCCAAGACUGAUGAAGAUGUGAAGGUGGUAAAGUUGACAUCUAGGGAAAAAAGAUUCAUUCGCUUUGCAUCUGUUGAAUAUGAUGGACAACUCUACAUGACCCCUCAAGACUUUUUAGAGUCUGUUGUGGAAGCCGAACCACGCCCUAGAAUGAAGAGAAAAUUAUUGACCAUGAAGGAACUGGAGAAAAUCAAAGAAGCAACACCAUCACUGAGCCAAGGCUCGCCAAGAUUGUUCAGAAGUUUGAGAGACAAGGGUAUAAUUUCGUACACGGAAUAUUUGUUUCUUUUAUCAAUACUUACAAAGCCUCAGUCUGGUUUCAGGAUUGCAUUCAAUAUGUUUGAUACAGACGGCAACCAACGAGUGGACAAGAACGAAUUUCUUGUGAUACGGAAACUAUUGGCAGGCAAAAAAAUUGAAGAUGAAGUUGCUAUGGAGAAAAUAUUCAGUCAUGCUUGGAAAGGUAAACGAGGCAUGGCCAAUGAAGAAACUGAACAAGUGACGACAAUUCAAGAACAAUACGUUGAUGAUGAACAGGGCUUACAGAGGAAACAUGUGGUUGAUACGACACUGAUUGUUCACUUCUUCGGUCUGAGAGGAAAUCACGAUUUGAACUUCGAGAGUUUCAAAAAGUUUAUGCUCCACUUACAAACUGAAGUUCUGGAAUUGGAAUUCAAUGAGUUUUCCAAAGGCCUUGCCACUAUUUCUGAGGUUGAUUUUGCCAAGAUACUAUUGCGAUACACAUAUUUAGAUACGGAUGAAUAUGACAUGUACCUGGAUAGGUUAUUAGAUAGAAUGAAGGAUACUAAAGGUAUCACUUUCGAAGAGUUUCACGUGUUCUGCCAAUUCCUCAAUAAUUUGGAAGAUUUCACUAUUGCCAUGAGAAUGUACACCCUCGCGGAUCAUCCAAUAUCGAAAGAUGAAUUCCAUAGAGCGGUUAAGAUAUGUACGGGUACCAAUCUGAGUCGACAUUUAGUUCAUACAGUAUUCGCCAUAUUUGACGAUGACGGAGAUGGUUUAUUGAGCUAUCGAGAAUUUAUAGCCAUAAUGAAGGACCGUUUACAUAGAGGAUUCAAGUCGUACGCCAAAAACGAAGGUUGGGAAGCGUUUAAAUCUUGUAUCAAGCAAGAGAUGAAAACACCUGCUUAA
Molecule: messenger RNA, 1347 nt
Organism: Phaedon cochleariae (mustard beetle)
Lineage: Eukaryota; Metazoa; Arthropoda; Insecta; Coleoptera; Chrysomelidae
Source: the annotation of a GenBank genome assembly